GUGUGUGUGUGUGUGAUUCUAGGGCGGCAGACAUUCUAUGGACUUCGAAAGGCCUUUUCUUUUGAUUGAGAGCACGAGCAGUGGUGAACUGCAGGUGAACCAGGAAGCCCUGGACGUUCUGAACUCCAUCAGGCAGCCUGUGGUGGUGGUGUCCAUCGUAGGCAUGUACCGCACGGGCAAGUCUUACCUGAUGAACAGACUGGCUGGGAAGCAGACAGGGUUCCCCGUGGGCUCCACUAAGGGUAUCUGGAUGUGGUGCGUGCUACACCCUCACAAAGAUGACCAAACAUUGGUCCUGCUGGACACUGAGGGUUUGGGGGAUGUGGCAAGGGGAGACCAGGCUCAUGACACCUGGAUCUUUUCCCUGGCCGUCCUCCUGAGCAGCACGUUUGUCUACAACAGCAUGGGCACCAUCAACAACGAAGCGGUGAUGAGCCUGCACUAUGUGACAGAGCUGACCGAGCACAUCAAGGUGAAGCCCAGCGAGGAGAAAGAGGACGACACGGCUGAGAAAUUCAUCCGCUUCUUCCCCACCUUUGUCUGGACUGUGAGGGACUUCACUCUGGAGUUGAAGUUCGACGGAGAGGCGGUCACUGCGGACGAUUACCUGGAGAACUCCCUGAAGCUGGUGAAGGGCAACUCCAAACACGCAGCGUACAGCAACGGGCCCCGGGAGUGCAUCCGGAACUACUUCCCGACCCGGAAGUGCUUCGUGUUUGACCAGCCCGCCUCCAAGGAGAAGCUAAGGAUCAUCGAGGAGCUGACUGAUGCCGACCUGGAGCCGGCCUUCGUGCGGCAAACGCUCGAGUUCUGCAGCUACAUUUUCAAGCACUCCAAAGAGAAGACGAUGACCGGAGGGUAUAAGGUCACCGGACAGAUGCUGGGGAACCUGGCGGUGACGUACGUGGACGCCAUUCGUAGCGGGAGCGUCCCGUGUUUGGAGAACGCCGUGGCGGCGCUGUCUCUGAUCGAGAACCCGGCGGCGGUCGAGGAGUCUUUCGCCCUCUACAGGCGGCUGCUGGGAGAGCGGGUGAAACUGCACACCGAGACCCAGGAGGAGCUCUCCAGCACUCACGAGGGCUGCCUGAAGGAGGCGCUGCAGCUCUUCAUGAAGCGCUCCUUCAAGGACAAUGACCAGAACUUCCAGAGAGACCUCAUGGUGAGAUACAUAUCAGAUUUAAGAAGAGUAGUCUUUUCUGAGCGUAUGAAAUGAAAACAUUUGUAUUGC
Molecule: messenger RNA, 1228 nt
Organism: Anguilla anguilla (European eel)
Lineage: Eukaryota; Metazoa; Chordata; Actinopteri; Anguilliformes; Anguillidae
Product: guanylate-binding protein 2-like
Exons: 6
Coding region: 38-1213 (391 amino acids)
Molecular function (GO): GTPase activity; GTP binding
Source: RefSeq, a predicted model, not a curated record